UACAGGGUAACCGUCCAAGAAACACAACCGCAGUCGCGACUUGCAGGUAUCAUCCACUCUGACCGUUACAAGUAUCUGACCGUUUGGCAACUGACGCAACUUCAACCCCGGUAGACGAUAAGUGAAAAACUCGACCAGUUUCGGGAGUUACCUUACAACUUAUUCACGCAUACGGAAGUCCCGUUCAUAACCGCUGCCAACUAUCCUUGGUGAUUAUCGGAGUAUCUCGAGUGAUCCUAUCCGCCUGAGUGUUGCAACAUGUUGCGAAAAAUCAUCUACGUAACGAUAAUCAUCAGUACAGCUUUGGCUCAAUAUCAAAAUAUUGCCGUGGUGGAGAAUGAUGCAAUGGAGCAAACCCUACCAGACUUCUUAAGAAACCCCUUCUACAGAACUCCACGCAUAAGGGAAGCUCUAGCGUAUGCUAGUUGGAUUGGACCUGGGGAGCAGCUGGUGUUUGACCGACAUUCAGACAAAAUACCACGCUGGGAGAUUUAUUCAGUGCUGACGCAUGCAGGAUUGGUAGAAAGGAGGCGGAAUUUCCACUGAAUCGUCAACGAGCAGAGACAACAUUGUGAUUCUCAUUAUUGUACAUAUGAUCCAUUUACAUAAAACUUAUUGUAAAUUUUAAUUCGUUUUGAUGUUAUUGCAUUUUAUUAUAUGAUUCUGAAUAAUAAAAUGUUUUUUUCUA
Molecule: messenger RNA, 688 nt
Organism: Hermetia illucens (black soldier fly)
Lineage: Eukaryota; Metazoa; Arthropoda; Insecta; Diptera; Stratiomyidae
Exons: 3
Coding region: 259-546 (95 amino acids)
Source: RefSeq, a predicted model, not a curated record